Molecule: messenger RNA, 1739 nt
Organism: Ostrea edulis (European flat oyster)
Lineage: Eukaryota; Metazoa; Mollusca; Bivalvia; Ostreida; Ostreidae
Exons: 8
Coding region: 85-1575 (496 amino acids)
Source: RefSeq, a predicted model, not a curated record
CAAGUGGAUAUGCAAUCACGUCUGCCAGUAGGACUGGAAUGUUUGAAUUGUGACUUAAAAAGUAAAUAACCACAAUCUCAUCGAAUGGAGCGAAGUAUAGCAUAUCUUGUCAUUGGGGUUCUGCUGACUUACCAACUUAAAUGUGAAGUCUGUAACUUGGGGAGGUCGUAUAGGAAGACAACCACAGCAUCCUCGAGAUAUACCUAUCAAAACUCAAAACCACUUACACCAGAUAAAGCCUUGGAUGAAUCAUAUUACAUCCAUUCGGACGAUUGUUUCAGCUCAAACGAUGAACAUACCAACACUUCUGCUUGGUGGGAAGUGACUUUUCGGUGUAUCUCAAAAAUCUUUCAGAUUAACCUUGUCUUCAGGGAAGAUUUUGUCCGCCAUGCUGGUUAUUACCUCUUCAUAACAAAUCAGACAGUGAACGCUAGUGACUUGAUCCAUCUUGACCCUGUGUACCAUGACGAGGAACCAAGUCCAAGCCAACAGAACACCAUCAUAUUCCCUGGGGGGCACAGUGGUGUUCAGGUGUAUCUCUACAUCAACCAUUCCAACUCUAACACCACCGACCCCCCCAUCAUUGAGCCAUGUGAGGUGGAAAUUUACGGCUGUGUUGAGGGAGACGUCAAUGAAUCAUGCGCCUGCGCAAAUGCAACAAUAGGUGGACAGGGUCCUGAUCUUUGGCAAACCAAUGUGGUAUUUCCAACAGGAUCGCUUUCACUCACUUGUGAUGACUACUACUUGUCCAUCAUGAAUAUGUCGGAUUUUCAUGUUGAUGAAUUUUUACGAAUACUAGAAGCGUGUGAUGGAAAACAACAUUGUUCAUUCAAUAGCAGCUCCCAUAUACAAAAUAAAACACUGAUAUUCUAUUGUCAGGAUAAAUGUUCAAAUGAAAACUACACAAACUCUCAUCUUAACCGUACUGUGGUAGAAGGCUUGGGAAUUGAAUACCAACCAGCAGUCAGCGAUUCAUUUACUGCAUUCCUAAAGUCACGUGUUUACGACUGUAAAGGACGACACAUCCUAACCAGCGGAAAUCUCACGCGUCAGUGUCAGGAGCACGACCGGUGGUCGGGGGAAGAUCCAGUGUGCAAUUUCACUUGUCAGCAGCCAGAUCAUGACAAUAGCACUACUAUCCGUCAGUCAAGAUCUCCGAUAUAUUUUGAGGACUAUAGUGUGUCAUACACAUGCAGAAAACAUCAUCGUCACGUCCAUGGCAAUCUCACCAGAGUUUGUAACGGUAGUGGUGAUUGGUCAGGAGAAAAACCUGUCUGUAGACGUUGUAAAUGUCCAUGUGAUAGAGUAAAGACCCAAUAUUUCAUCACAGACACAGAGGUCCUUCGAAAGAAAAUAAAUAAACUGAACAAUGAAUUGAAAGUCCACCGAAAAGACCUCUCCGCAACCGUGAGAACGAAGACCUGCGCAAAAGACGAAAGGAAGUCUUCGAAAUAUCUUGGUUUCAUCACUGGAAUAGGAAUUACUACGGCUGUGUUGGUAAUCAUCGUUUGUAGUGACCUUCCAUUGAUGUACAGACAAGUCCGAUUUGGACCUUACGCCUCUCGUACACGUUAAAGAAAGGUGAUUUAUCAACUUACGUACAACAUCCUCUGUACGUAAUAAUUUAAUUGCUUUAAAAAUUCACAAUCUAUACAUGAUUUAGACAUGCACUUUGCUGUUAGACGUUCAUUAUUGUUCUGUAACAGGAAAAUAUGAAUGAAUCAAUAAAUUCAUCAUAA